GGUAGGAGGGGCAGGAGGAGGGAGGGUGGGGAGAACUUAGAGCAGGAGCAGAGACAGAAAGACAGACGGAGGGAGAGGGGGAGAGGGAGAGACUGACUCACGGGAAGAGAGGAAAACAGAGAAAGAGAAGGGAACAAAUAGAAAAAGAGAGGCAAAGAGAAAAGAAAGAGUCAGAGAUAUAUAGAGAGAGACACAGGAGGACAGAAGCACACGCAGGAGGCAGGCAGGGGCACUGCACUAGCCACAGGCAGAGGCUGGGGGAUGGCCUUGGGGAUCCCCAUCAGGGCUUCCCUGCUCUUCAUGAGGCUGCUGACCACAGGCCUGGCCCAGUUGCCUAUUCCUGCCUCAGCCCCCCGAGGCUUCUGGGCUCUGCCAGAAAAUGUGACAGUGGUGGAGGGCGCUGCUGCUGAGCUGCGGUGUGGGGUCCGGGCCCCUGACAGUGUGGUGCAAUGGGCCAAAGAUGGGCUACUCCUAGGUCCUGAUCCUAGGAUCCCCAGCUUCCCAAGGUACCACCUUGAAGGCGACCCCACUAGAGGUGAAUUCCACUUACAUAUUGAAGCCAGUGACCUCAGCGAUGAUGCAGAGUAUGAAUGCCAGGUCGGCCGCUCAGAGACAGGCCCAGAGCUGGUGUCCCCCAGAGUGGCCCUGUCCAUCCUGGUCCCCCCUAGGGUGCUUCAGCUGACCCCUGAGGUAGGGAGCACAGUCACGUGGGUAGCUGGGCAGCAGUACGUGGUCAGCUGUGUGUCCGGGGACUCAAAGCCAGCACCUGAUAUCACCUUCCUCCAGAGUGGACAAACAAUUUCUGACAUCUCAGCCAGUGUGAACGCAGGGUCCCAGGAGAAACUCUUCACCACAGAGGCCACAGCCAGGGUGACACCUCAGAGCUCAGACAAUGGGCAGUUACUGGUCUGUGAGGCAUCCAGCCCGGCGUUGAACACCCCCAUCAAGGUUUCAGUCACCAUGAAUGUUCUGUUUCCCCCAGGACCCCCUGUCAUUCAGUGGCCAGGCCUGGACGAGGGGCACGUGCGGGCAGGGCAGAGCUUGGAGCUGCCAUGCACCGCCCGAGGUGGGAAUCCGCCAGCCACGCUGCAGUGGCUAAAGAAUGGCCAGCCCAUGUCCACAGCAUGGGGCACGGAGCAUACUGAGGCAGUGGCCAGCAGCAUGCUAGUGAUGGUGGUGCGGCCAGAAGACCAUGGGGCAAGGCUCAGCUGUGAGGCCCACAACAGUGUGUCCACAGGGACCCAGGAACGUGGGGUCACGCUGCAGGUCACCUUUCCCCCCAGUGCCCUUACCAUCCUGGGAUCUGCAUCGCAGUCUGAGAACAAGAAUGUGACGCUCUCCUGCAUCACCAAGUCUAGUCGCCCGCGGGUCCUGCUGCGAUGGUGGCUGGGCUGGCGGCAGCUGCUGCCCACAGAGGAGACUGUCAUGGAUGGCCUGCAUGGUGGCCACAUCUCCAUGUCCAACCUGACGUUCCUGGCACGACGAGAAGACAAUGGUCUGACUCUCACGUGUGAAGCCUUUAGUGAGGCCUUCACCAAGGAAACCUUCAAGAAGUCGCUCACCCUGAAUGUGAAAUAUCCUGCCCAGAAGCUGUGGAUAGAAGGCCCUCAAAAGGGGCAGCACCUCCGGGCUGGGACCCGGGUGAGGUUGGUGUGUUUGGCCAUUGGAGGCAACCCAGAUCCUCCCCUCACCUGGUACAAGGACUCGCGCACUGUGACCGAACCGCGGCCGCCCCAGGAGCCGCGGCGGGUGCAGCUGGGAAGUCUGGAGAAGUCGGGAAACACCUUCUCCCGCGAACUGGUGCUGGUCACGGGUCCGUCGGACAACCAGGCCAAGUUCACGUGCAAGGCGGGCCAGCUUAGCGCGUUCACGCAGCUGGUGGUGCAGUUUCCCCCAACUAACGUGACGAUCCUGACCAACGCGUCGGCUCUGCGCCCCGGGGAUGCCUUAAACUUGACUUGCGUGAGCGUUAGCAGCAACCCUCCUGUCAACUUGUCGUGGGACAAGGAGGGGGAGGGGCUGGAAGGCAUGCCUGCCCCGCUCCGCAGCGCCCCAUUCAAAGGCUCCUACGCCGCCAGGAGCGUCCUUCUGAGAAUGUCAUCCCGCGACCACGGCCACCGAGUGACCUGCCGCGCCCACAGCACCGAGCUACAGGAAACCGUGAGCGCCUUCUACCGCCUCAACGUGCUAUACCCUCCAGAGUUCUUGGGGGAGCAGGCGCUUGUGGUGACCGCAGUGGAGCAGGGCGAGGCACUACUGCCCGUUUCGGUGUCUGCCAACCCCGCCCCAGAGGCCUUCAACUGGACCUUCCGCGGCUACCGCCUCAGCCCAGCUGGUGGCCCCCGGCAUCGCAUCCUGUCUGGUGGAGCUCUGCAGCUAUGGAAUGUGACCCGCGCUGACGAUGGCCUCUAUCAGCUGCACUGCCAGAACUCGGAGGGCACCGCUGAAGCGCUACUGAGGCUGGAUGUACACUAUGCUCCCACUAUCCGAGCGCUCCAGGACCCCACUGAGGUGAAUAUUGGGGGUUCUGUGGACAUAGUCUGCACUGUCGAUGCCAAUCCCAUCCUUCCAGGGAUGUUCAAUUGGGAGAAGCUGGGAGAAGAGGAGGAGGACCAGAGCCUGGAUGACAUGGAGAGGAUGUCAAAGGGGUCCACUGGGUACCUUCGAAUUCACCAUGCCAAGCUGACCCAGGCUGGUGCUUAUCAGUGCAUUGUGGACAAUGGGGUGGCACCUCCAGCCCGAGGGCUGGUCCGUCUUGUUGUCAGAUUUGCCCCCCAGGUGGAUCACCCCACUCCCUUAACUAAAGUGGCUGCAGCUGGAGACAGCACCAGUUCUGCCACUCUCCACUGUCGUGCCCGAGGUGUUCCGAACAUCGCCUUCACUUGGACCAAAAAUGGGGUCCCUCUGGAUCUCCAAGAUCCCAGGUACACAGAGCACACAUACCACCAGGGUGUGGUCCACAGCAGUCUCCUGACCAUUGCCAACGUAUCUGCAGCCCAGGAUUACGCCCUUUUCACGUGCACAGCCACCAACCCCCUUGGCUCGGACCACACCAACAUUCAACUCGUCAGCAUCAGCCGCCCUGAUCCCCCAUCAGGAUUAAAGGUCGUGAGCAUGACCCCAUACUCAGUGGGGCUGGAGUGGAAGCCUGGCUUUGAUGGUGGCUUGCCACAGCGGUUCCAAAUCAGGUAUGAGGCUUUGGGGACUCCAGGGUUCCUCUACAUGGAUGUGCUACCUCCCCAGGCCACUACCUUCACACUGACUGGGCUGCAGCCUUCUACACGAUACAGGGUCUGGCUGCUGGCCAGCAAUGCCCUGGGGGACAGCGAACUAGCUGACAAGGGAUCCCAGAUCCCUAUCACCACCCCAGGUCUUGAUCAGCCUUCUGGAGAACCUGACUACCAGCUGCCCACAGAGCAGCCUUCAGGACCCUCGGGGCUGCCCCAGCUGCCUGUGCUGUUUGCCAUUGGAGGUCUCCUGCUGCUUUCUAACGCCUCCUGUGUUGGGGGAUUCCUCUGGCAGCGGAGACUGAAACGUCUUGCUGCAGGCAUCUCAGAAAAGACAGAAUUAGGGUCGGAGGAGGACAGAGUCAGGAACGAAUAUGAGGAAAGCCAGUGGACUGAAGACCGGGACACUCGAAGCUCCACAGUUAGCACAGCAGAUGUAGAACCAUAUUACCACUCCAUGAGGGACUUCAGCCCCCAGCUGCCACCGACGCUGGAGGAAGUGUCGUAUCCCCACGGGUUCAGAGGUCUUGAAGAGGAGGAUAUGGACCCUCCUGGGCACUUGUAUGAUGAGGUGGAAAGACUGUAUGCGCCAUCCGGAGCCUGGGGACCCCUCUAUGAUGAAGUGCAGAUGAGUCCCUAUGACCUCCACUGGCCUGAGACAAAGUAUGAGGAUCCAGGAAGAAUCUAUGAUCAGGGGGCAGGAGAAUUGGACCCUGUGGAACCUGAUGUUCUACCUUUUGAGCUGAGGGGACACCUGGUGUGAGAGCCUUCUCAACACCCUCUUCCUACACUUACAGGACAUAAUAUACAAUGGUCCUCUUCAUUUCAGCCUGGGCUGAGCUUGUUAGGUGAGUUCCAUGAGAUACAAAGGGAUUGGGUUUUUUCAGGAAAGGACACAGAGGAGUGUGUACGUGACCAAGGAUGAUUCAAGCUGGUGUCAACAACUCCUCCUGGAAUUGGCUUUAGAAACUAAACUUCCCCAAAGGGACACAAUAAAUUGUAAAGGACAUCUCAAUAACUAAAAGCUUUUCUGAGGGUCUUUAUGCUCAAUAUUUCGAGCUAUGAGUCUAUGCUGUAUUUUUUAAAGUAAAAUUUUUCAGAAGUAGGAAAAGACAUCUUAAAAAACUCAGUUCAUUUUGAAUUCAACUACAUUUUGAUUUCAACUACAUCUCAAUAGUAAGUUGAACUUUUGAACUAUUAUUAUGUCCUCUUUAUUAUUUUUGACAGUUAUCUAAAACAUGACGUAUAGACUAUGACAUAUGUAAACAUAAGUAGAUUCUAUAGAAAAUAAAAUAAAUUCUAUUAUAACAAGGUAAAUGCAAAAGAAUAGAUACUGUAUGAGUUCACUGAUAGAAAUUGUAGAACAGGCAAAGCUUAUCUAUGGUGGCAGAGCAGAUCCAUGGUUGCCUGGAGCCAUGAGAAGGGAACGGACUGCAGAAGGGCAUGAGAGAACUCUUUGGGGGGUGAUGGAAAUGUUCUAAGUCAUGAUUGUAAUGGUGGUAACAUGGGUGUAUAGAUUUGUCAAAACUCAUUGAACUGUACAAUUAAAAUGGGUGCAUUUUGUGGUAUACAAAUUAUACCUCAAUAAAGGUGAUUUGUAAAACAGGCUUUAUAAUAAA
Molecule: messenger RNA, 4846 nt
Organism: Manis pentadactyla (Chinese pangolin)
Lineage: Eukaryota; Metazoa; Chordata; Mammalia; Pholidota; Manidae
Gene: NPHS1
Product: NPHS1 adhesion molecule, nephrin
Exons: 29
Coding region: 262-3990 (1242 amino acids)
Biological process (GO): cell-cell adhesion
Cellular component (GO): cell-cell junction
Molecular function (GO): cell adhesion molecule binding
Source: RefSeq, a predicted model, not a curated record